CAUCAGGCCGUUUCCUGAAGCCAUUUCUAGACGGGGAAACCGAGAGUUGCGUUACUUUUUAAUCCGUUGCAUCUGUCUAAAUGCACUUUCUUAAAGAAAAAUACUUUACAGAAGUCGAUAAAUCAGACUCUCAUCUUUACUUCGGUCUGAUUAUUUUUGUAUCUGUUACGGCGGAUUAGCAGCCUCACGAGCUUGAAAGUACAGUAAUAAGAAAGGGGUUACCCCGAAUACGCAAGAUGAGAAGAGGGAUCUCCUCGACUCCGGACCAACUGAUUUUAGCCGGGGUUGGGCGCACUUCUCUGGACAAUAAUAUAAUUUUAACAACUCUACCGGAUCGUUUAAAUCCAGGACAAUCUAACGCUACGUACAUCCAAAUAAUAACAACCCCACCGCCUUGCAACGUUAAACAGACAUCAAAUGUGUGUUUAUCCGAGCCUCAGAUAAACAACAUCUACACAACUCCACAACAAGCUACAGCAAACGGAGUGGGACAACGACCCGCUCUGGGGAGACCGCCGGCAAAAAGGCGGUUGGCGCUCGAUGAUUCAGACCACCAGUACCAGUCAGAACCAGCCAGAACUCCAAGAGGCAGAGGAGGAGCUGUGGCAGCCAAUGGGGCACGGCUAAAGACACCUAGAACACCCAAAUCACCACCAGAGAAGACGCGGUAUGACACCUCACUGGGCUUGUUAACAAAGAAGUUUGUAGACCUCCUCGCUCAGUCUUCUGAUGGCGUUUUGGACCUCAACCUCGCUGCUGAAACCUUACAGGUACAAAAAAGGAGGCUGUAUGAUAUCACCAAUGUACUGGAAGGGAUUCACCUGAUCAAAAAGAAAUCAAAGAACAACAUUCAGUGGAUGGGCUGUAGUUUGUUGGAGGUCGAGGGAGCGCUGAGCCAGAGACAGAGGCUGACAGAGGAGGUUUCUGCACUUGGAGAAGAAGAACAGAGGCUUGAACAGCUUAUCCAGAGAUGCAGCCUGGAUAUGAGACACAUGAGCGAGCUACCAACCAACCAGAAAUAUGCCUAUAUAACAUACCAAGACAUCAAGCAGCUAGGAAACCUCAGAGACCAGACAGUUAUACUUGUCAAAGCGCCCACAGACACCAAACUAGAAGUAUCAGACCCCGAUGAGAGUUUGUCCAUCCAUCUGACUAGCACUAAGGGCCCGAUAGACGUCCUGCUUUGCCCAGAUGAGGAGAGUGACCCCAGGACACCUGUAAAAAACAGCAACACAGACAUCAAUGGGAACUCGCCUUUCCUCAAAGUCCUUCAAGAUUCCAGCUACACAGCUGCUUCUCCCAGCACCUACCUGGCUCCACCUUCCUCCUCCUCAGCUGUGUCUGUUACUACUCUCUCCCCCAUCUCAUCCCCUUACACCAGUCUUCUCCAGCAGACAGAAGACCAGAUCCAUUCAUCCCUGGGGCCUUUCUUAAACCUUGGGCCUCCUCUUCUGGACCAAGAUGACUAUCUUUUAGGAUUGGGAGAUGACCAGGGAAUCAGCGACUUGUUUGAUGGCUGUGACUUUGAUAAAAUGCCGUCUUGCCUGGAUGACCUCCUGUGCAGCUAGCAUUGACUAAAAAUUCAGAUUAAAUGCGAUGGCGAGUUGGAGAAUGAGUGAGGGUUUGGAUGCAUGUAACAGACUGUAGUUAGUGGAAGCCAGUUUUAAAUAGAUGGAGAGGAAAUGCUGAGGGCUGUUUCACUCGCAGUGGGACUAAAUGCCACGUUCUUUUAUGAUGACGAUGAGGGUUGAAUAGCCUUGAGUGCUUUCACACAAACAUGACACGAUUCCUUGUCUCAGGCUUUGUAAGGCCUCCAGUGUAGCUGAACACUGGGGGUAUCUGAUAGCCUUUGCUGUUUAUUUGGUAAAAUGCAUAUAGGGAGGUGAAACUGUACAGAUAGACCAACAAAGAAAAAUCAGCUUGAAGUAUGCCCCCUCCACACAUCACCUGGCAUUAACACACAUUCUGGGUGCCUGGGGUUAGUAUAGAAUGUAGAGAUGAUAUCUGUGCAUCUCAGGUGCACCGAUAACAUCCCAAAAGCCCUAAAACCAUCAGCAGGAUGCUGAUGAGCCUGGAAAAGGAGAACAAUUUAUGGUUUAAUCCUGUGGGAUGCUGCAAAUAUAAGACUUUGACAGGACUAUAAUUUUCUCUUUUGGUCAGGAAAGCAUAAGAUUCAUCACUUUCUUCCCAGUGAUGCAGUUGUCCAGGUAACCCAUCCUGAGAUGCAUCCUACAGUUGAAGAUGCAUUAAUGCCAAGUGUUAUAGGGCAGAGGAGAUUCUGCAGAAUUCCUAAUGAUUGCAUUGUAUUACACAAAUUUAUGAAGGCUCAUACUGCUAAAUAGGCAUUUGUGUUUAAAUGUAGAACAUUUUAGAAAUUAGACAUUUUAAUGUACAAAACAAUAAUUUUGGUGCACAGCACCCAUUAGUACAGUUAUUAAUUUACAGGUAGGCAGGCUGAGGGUUUGGUUACCUGUAUGUGUUGCUGUAACCUGACAUUUGUCAUGUUACCUAGUAUAUAUUUGGGCUUCUAAUUAUAAUGUUACUGUGUGUGAGUAUUCUAUGCAUUUAAGCACUAUUAAGAUGUGUUUAGAGCUGCAUGGAAGAGUGCUGGAAAUGUAACUCCAAAAUGGCCAUGCAAAACAGGAGUGCAUAAUGCUCUUAAAGAAUACCUGUUUUUCAGUCUGUCAUCAAGUUGGCGACCUUCUAUUUUGUAGGUGUGCAUUUUUUUGGCAGUGCAUAGAUGAUUAUAAAAAUGCUCAUCAUGGGGCAAAACAUCUGAUGUCUGAUCUUGCAUAACCCAGAGAUAUUUUGUUACUAACAUCACUCCUGGGUAAUGUGGGGUAUAGCAAAAAAUGCCUGAUCAAUCUGGCCUGUUAGGAUGUAUGUGCAAACCUGAGAAGCACCACCAGGUUUUUGACUGCAGGACCCAAACUCCAUCUUACUUACUGCUUUUUACCCCCCCCUAAAUAUCAAGUCUUUUAGUUUAAUAUGUGUUGAAUUGUAAUGGAUUUUAAUACUGUAGAAAUGAGUAGUACCAUGGUCACCUAAGCAACAGGGGACCUGAUUGCCUAACUGAGCCUGUAGUAUGUAAUGAAGGGCUUAUUUUGUUCCAUAUUAGGAUAUUAAAAAGAAUUGGGGGGGGGGAAAAAAGCAGUUUUGUAAUUUAAGCCAGUUCAGUGCAGCCAGGAUAGUGUGUUCUGUUGUCUAGGGCCUUUGAAUCUUAAGUGGUUGAUCAAGAAAAGGACUUGGUUAACGAAGAGCAGUAAGGAUGUCAUUUUUUUUUUUUCUUCCAGGUAUUUGGAAAAUUGUCCACUGCUAAUGUCUUCUUGUGUUUAUUUCAUCCCUGAUAAUAAUAGAACACAAACCCUAGCUUUUAAACUAGAGAAACCUGUGGCCACAGGUAAAAUUGCUGCUGUUAGUAUUAACUCUUCCCUGACCCAACUGAUGUGUGCUUGAGUAUUUGCGUGUGCAACAUGUGUGAGUGCAUGUCAGCAAUCAAGGUUGCUGAAGGAGUAAGCCUGCCAUGUGUAAAUUGAUGUACAGUUUUCUAAAUUUUUCAGUGCACAAGGUACUGUAGGCUACCUCUCACUUAAUGUUGGACAGCAGUAAUAGGGCAUAUAAGGAAAUGCCAUAGUGUGUAUGAGACUUGAAUUCCCUUUUGUCUUUGUUACCAUUGUAUUUAGAUGUGAUACUAGAGGUUGUGCCGCACUUUUGUCUUUUGAUGUGUGCGAGAUUUCACUCAGAUCCUGACGUAAUACUGAGUAUAUCUUUGCUCUUAAAGCAGCCUCAUGCCGUCACAUCUUGCAUGUGUCUACUGGGCUGCAUUUUUGAUAGGCAGACAAGUGUGUUGCAAUAUUUUUCUUCUUUUUGGGGGGAUAAGUUAUUUAGCUCUUGUCUGUUUUUUUGCAGAGCAUAUUUUAGACCUAAAAACUAAUAACACGUGUGCUGGCAGGCAUUGAUUCACAAAGGUGUCCCCUUUAUCUGUCAUUAGGAGAUGCUGCUGUCUGUUCUACACCACUGACCAGAAUCAGUGACUUGGCUGUCUUCUGCCUAAAUGUAUAGGGACUUUUGCUUCUGUGAUACUGUAUGUGUUUUUUGGAAUGGUGUGAAGGAGUCUGACGUGUUUUUUCUUUUGUUUUUUUGUUUUUUUUUUGCAUUUCAGCCAUUUGUUUCACAGAGUUUCAAAGCCUGUUGAAACAGCAUUUUGACUACAAGUUGUUAACCUGACCCUCACCCAUUCUUUUUGAGAAAACUGCUAGCAGAACUUAAUUUAUGCUGCUGGCAAAAGUGAACAAAAUUGUACUUAAACUUCUUAAAUGCCCUGAUUCACAAAACCCAAUUUCCCUCUAGGCAUAUUUAUAUCAAUGUAUUUUAUAUGUAUUUAUGGAAAUGCCACCCUCAUUUCCCCCAACAAUUCAUCAGUUGCAGUUGAAGUCCAUUUACUAGGUAGUUACAUGUUUCUCCAUCUCUUUCAAGCAAUUAGAAUCUGGUCACAGUAUUUUAUCCAUUUUUAUGUGAUGGAAACAUGAACUUUGGAAAGAUUGCACCUUUCCAUGGGUCUCUAAUGGAAUGUUAGAUUUUAUUGCUAGUGUCAAUGUCAGUGAGUCUGAAUAUUGGUGACUUAAAAUUGCAGCUCCUUCAUUUCAAAUGUGUGGUUCUGAUAUGCAAUUUGACUUUGCAGAAAGUUAUCAUUAGGCUAAAUGUGGUGUUAACCAUAGUCAAGAUUGAAACGGAUCUGUUUUUCCUGCUAUUUUCCCAUAGUUUAUUCAGCUGUUACCAAAUACAAUAUACUAAUCUAUAAAUAUUCUGUAAUGGUUAUGUGAAAUGUUAGCUGUUUGAUAGGGGGGAAAAAAGAGACUGAAAUUAUGAUUAUUGAUGCCUGUUUCCAUUAUUUACAGAAGAGGAGCUGUAAUGUCACAUCACCUUUUUUACCAUUUGAAUACAUGGUGAAAGUAUGGUUGUGCUGUUGAAUGUUUAGAUAAACACAAUUGAUGUUUGUGUGUUAGUAUGUAAAUUGUUUCUUUAACAUCUGUUAAAUGAUGAAUUUGAGUUGUAUUUGUUUGCUGGAAGGGAUAAAUUGCUUUGUUUUUGUACUCUGGGCAUUUGUAAUUGAAAAUUUGAAUAAAGGUAAC
Monopterus albus (swamp eel) is the source of this 5132-nucleotide messenger RNA. RefSeq names its product transcription factor E2F3. Gene Ontology annotation, cellular component: RNA polymerase II transcription regulator complex. The transcript has 8 exons. Bases 237 to 1568 code for a protein of 443 amino acids. Lineage: Eukaryota; Metazoa; Chordata; Actinopteri; Synbranchiformes; Synbranchidae. Gene Ontology annotation, molecular function: RNA polymerase II cis-regulatory region sequence-specific DNA binding; protein dimerization activity; DNA-binding transcription factor activity, RNA polymerase II-specific. The record is from RefSeq and is a predicted model, not a curated record. Gene Ontology annotation, biological process: regulation of transcription by RNA polymerase II.